AUAUGACGUCACGAUGUAAAUAAACCAUGCGGUCAACCUCGGAUAUCUAUGUGAGGAGAUAAGGACGAAUGUACAUGUCCAAUUAACGAAUGUCAACAAUCAGUUGUAUGUGAUAAAGAAUAAACUAACAAUGGCGUGGAAUUUUCAGUCACAUGGGGCACCAUGUCACCAACAACAGGUGCAGCAUUAUCAACAAAAUCACCCACAAUACACCGGACAGGGACAAAGUCAACACUACGGAAAUUACGGAAAUUUCUAUCAACAAAAUGUGUUUCAAACUAAUGCGUGGCAGGCUUACCAAAUGAGUGAAGAGCAGGAGUUAGCCAACAUCUUUGCACAUUAUGUCAACAAAAGUCAAGCUAAUACGGUAAGAUUCACAUGGAGUCGAGAACUGUGCAGUGUGUUGAUGGCAAUGUUGGAUCGUAACCCCGACGGAUUUAUGCAGUGGGCGGAGUUUAUGGAGCUACAGAAAUGCUUGCUUGCCUGGCACAACAUGUUCAGACGGCAUGACACCGACGGGUCGGGUUAUAUAGAGUCACACGAGCUUGGUAAUGUUAUACAACAAUUCGGUUACCGUAUCAACCCUGAUGUCAUGACAACGUUACUCAAACGUUACUCGAGAGCCCACGUUGUCAAUGGUCAAGUCCGAACGUUAAUUGCUUUUGAUGAUUUUGUGUCGCUUUGCGUGCGAUUACGUGCAUAUACAGAUGCUUUCCGGAAACGAGACCGUGUGUGCCACGGCGGACAAGAAACUGGCACGUGCACCUACCAAUAUGACGAUUUUCUCCGGUGUGUAAUGUGCCUGUAAGUACUGGGUACUUGAUGGAAGGAUAAAUGUGACCGACAACCAGGAUGAAGUACCACAUGACAUUUAAUAUAGACUUCUGCGUUGAUUAUGUGUCAUCCAGUGCAUAAAAGACAAUUUCAUUUGAAUAACAUCUUGUUAUCUUAUUUUAUUACCUCAUUUUUUCAUUUUAGAUGAGAACAACACACUGACGUUAAUUAGAGUUCAUAGAAAUGCUGUCUAAAGUUAGUGUAUUUAUUGUAGCAUAUAAUUUUGAGAAUAUUUUGAAGAACUUAAGUUACUUUGUAAAGUAUUUAUCGUUAAAUAAAGGUAUUUAAACCAGGAUAGAUAAGAUAUAUUUACAACUUGUGUUCAUUGGUGUACGGAUAUAUCACGUGACCGAAUGGCUGUUGUCAUUUAAAAUGUAUGUUAUUGUAUUUGAUAGUUACUUACGUCAUGUGACAGUCUAUGUUUAAAAAAUAAAAUGUGUAAAAUUAA
Molecule: messenger RNA, 1282 nt
Organism: Ruditapes philippinarum (Manila clam)
Lineage: Eukaryota; Metazoa; Mollusca; Bivalvia; Venerida; Veneridae
Product: grancalcin-like
Exons: 7
Coding region: 131-808 (225 amino acids)
Molecular function (GO): calcium ion binding
Source: RefSeq, a predicted model, not a curated record